AGCAGAUUAUCGGCUGACGUGCAUUCUGUGUUUACGUCCGAUGCAUUCGUAAACAAAACAAAUAGAAAGCUGUCAGCAAUUGUAUUUACAUCAAAUGACAACCAUGUCAUCAUGCGCUUCAAAAUUUUCUUUGGACCUCUUGCAACAUGUCGUUUCUCAAAAUCCCCAUGGCAACCUGUUCAUGUCGCCGAGCAGCAUUUCCGUUGUCAUGACGAUGGUUCAAACUGGAGCAAGAAAUGAAACCAGAAACCAAAUGAUUUCUACUCUUCAAUUUCAAUCCAAUGAUCAACUGUUGAUACAUGCUGAUGCUGAGCAAUUUGUUAAGGUUUUGAAUAAAGGGAGCGAUCAUGUCAUACUGAGAAGCGCUAACAGACUCUAUCCGAACAGUGAUAAAGGCAUUUUGGAAGAUUAUAUUAAAGCUGUAGUCAAACAUUUUGCCUCGGAUGUCAAAAAUGUGGACUUUAAAUUAAACCCAGAAGGAAGCAGACAAGAAAUAAACAAAUGGGUAGAGGAAGUCACAAACGAAAAGAUCAAAAACCUUCUACCAAGCGGAUCUAUCAAUUCACUCACCAGAAUGGUAAUUGCAAAUGCCAUCUAUUUCAAAGGAAACUGGGCGAUACAGUUUGAGCCAAAGAGUACAACACAAUCUGAUUUUCAUACAUUGGACGGAAAAUCUUUGAAGAUAGACAUGAUGAAACGAGAAAUGAAGAAAGUGCGAUAUGGCGAGAAUACAGCUUUGGAUUGUAAGGUUUUACAUCUGCCUUAUAUUGGGGAUGAAAUGGCUAUGGUAGUUCUACUUCCAAACACCGUCACUGGGUUGCUGGAAAUGGAGAAAAGGAUAAACGUCAAAAAAAUAAACCAAUGUAUCGAAGAUGUUAACUCACCAACUGUCAAAGUUUCUGUUCCGAAAUUCAAGCUCGAGAGUUCACUCCAGCUUUCAGAUACAUUAUCUGCUCUAGGAAUGCCUGAUGUGUUCGAUGCAAACAAAAGUGACCUCUCUGGAAUGGGGAAGGAUUUGUUUGUUUCUGAAGUGUUCCACAAGGCGUUUGUUGAUGUCAACGAAGAAGGUACAGAGGCUGCAGCUGCAACUGCUGGGACAAUUGUGUUUUUUAGUGCACCGCCUCCUCCAAAGAUAUUCACAGCUGAUCACCCGUUCAUGUUUAUGAUCUGGCUCUACCCCCUAAAGGCGCCACUUUUUGUUGGUCGUUAUACUGGAUCAACAUUGGAAGCUGCUCAGUCUCGAGACAAACUCUAGAUUGCACGGUUUCAGCAAAGAAACUUCGCGGAAAAAAUAUCAGCAGUCUCCGAAUGUCAAGAAUCGUUAAGUUAAUAUACCUUUUCCUUCGGCUGUUUAAAAUAGAUUGUGUAAUGAAAACAUGAGAGACAACUUGGUGAUAAUGUUUGUUGAUAUUAUAUCUUUACCAAGUUCGAUAACCACCCAGAUCACUUAAAGACUGUCGGAAUAAUUGCCCUUCAUAUAUAUAUAAGACCAAGUUAACAUUGCCCAUUUAAUAACUCAAACAGUUAAAUCGGAUAAUCAUUUCACUUAGUGACAAUAUUUAUUGGCAAACUAUCUCUGCAGUUUUUAUAACCAGCAAUAUCGCUUGAAGCAUUUGUGAAUUGUCGUUGAAUUAAAAAAGGCUCAAUACGUCUUUGUUGGAUAUUCAUGAAUAUUUGUGAAACAAAUUUGUGAGCAUAUAAACUUGGACAAGUUUGAUGAACAGCUAGAUCAUAUAAAGCACUUUUGAUUAACGAUAUAUUAAUAAUAAAUAUCAAUCACAUUA
Molecule: messenger RNA, 1784 nt
Organism: Dreissena polymorpha
Lineage: Eukaryota; Metazoa; Mollusca; Bivalvia; Myida; Dreissenidae
Product: leukocyte elastase inhibitor-like
Exons: 2
Coding region: 95-1255 (386 amino acids)
Molecular function (GO): serine-type endopeptidase inhibitor activity
Source: RefSeq, a predicted model, not a curated record